Lineus longissimus is the source of this 2002-nucleotide messenger RNA. RefSeq lists its product as uncharacterized. The transcript is spliced from 11 exons. Gene Ontology annotation, molecular function: CoA-ligase activity. Lineage: Eukaryota; Metazoa; Nemertea; Pilidiophora; Heteronemertea; Lineidae. The record is from RefSeq and is a predicted model, not a curated record. The coding region runs from base 184 to 1851 and encodes 555 amino acids.
UUGCUUAUUAUUUUAUUUUGGUUUUCAACUCGCCACGAAAAUGUCUAGGGACUAGGCUUAUGUUUUCUAUCACUAUCAGGAUAGUUCGAUUUUGAUACGGCGAGUGCUGAAAACCCGCUGACAGCACUGACAUUUUGAUGGACGAUAAGGUAUACGAAAUACGGGAUAUCAAGGGAGUUGAUAAUGGAAAACCAACAGGGUCCGUCAUCGCCAGACCGUCUCGCAAAACGUCACGGCAAGGACAUCGUCAAUAGUAUAUUUCCUGACACGAAGCUCAGCAAGCGGACACUCCCUGAGGCUGUCUUCAAAGAUUUCAAGAAAUAUGGCGAUAAUGUCGCAUUGGUUGAUGGUCCCACCGGCCGACAGUAUAGGUUCUCCCAGGUCCAGCAACUUGUAAGAAAUGUGGGGAGUGGACUGACCAGACUCGGCUUCAGACAGGGAGACAUCCUGUGUAUGUACAGCCCGAACCUGCCCGAGUACCCGCUAGCUGUUUUGGGGGUUCUCAGUAUCGGGGGGAUCGUAACCACGGCAAACCCCUCUUACACCAUCGAUGAGCUGUCCCACCAAUUGUCAGAUUCAGAAGCCCAGUACAUCGUGGCGGUGCCGCAGAACCAUGACAAGGCAAGGGCAGCUGCCGCGAGGUGCAAAACAGUUAAGGACAUCUUUAUCAUUGAUCCAACAAGCGGGAAAGGCGAUUUCUCCCGCCUUGUCGAUGAUGAUGGUGCAAGGUUCCCCGAGAAUGUCAAUAUUAACCCCAUGGAGGAUGUGGCACUGCAACCUUACUCGAGCGGGACUACUGGCCUAGCCAAGGGGGUCUGUCUCACCCACAGUAACAUCGUCAAUAACAUGGAAAUGGCGUACGCACAGCCAGGUUUAAUUAACACCGGUCCCGAAGACACCUCGAUUGCGGUCCUGCCCUUCUUCCACAUCUUCGGGAUGGCCCAGGUGAUGUUCUCGCUGCUGAGGAAUGGAGCCAAGAUCGUCACCAUGCCAAGAUUCGACAAGGACAUGUACCUCUCAUUGAUACAGAAGCAUAAAGCCACUUUCAACUGUGUGGUUCCGCCAAUAGUGCUGUUUCUCGCUAAGGACCCUAUGGUUGAGAACUACGACCUCAGCAGCUUACGAGACAUGUUGUGCGGCGCUGCACCACUCAGCCAGGACAUGGAGGAGUCUCUCCGGCGACGCCUCGGGAAGGAUUGCAUCAGACAGGGUUAUGGUCUAACUGAGACCUCUCCGGUCACCCACAUGUGCCCCCAACGGACAGGGAAAAGGGGAUCAAUAGGAGUCUUACUACCAAAUUCACAAGCCAAGAUUGUCGACCUUGAAACUGGUUUUUCACUUGGGCCCAAUCAGGACGGUGAAGUGUGUAUGAGAGGCCCCCACAUUAUGAAAGGAUAUCACAGGAACCUGAAGGCGACAGAGAACUGCAUUAAGGACGGCUGGUUCCAUUCAGGCGACAUUGGCCACUAUGACGAAGACGGUUAUUUCUAUAUCGUCGACAGGGUGAAGGAGCUGAUAAAAUACAAGGGAUUCCAGGUUCCCCCAGCUGAGUUAGAGGGUCUUCUACUGGCCCAUCCCAGUAUUGCUGAUGCCGCUGUGAUAGGCAUCCCCGACAAAGAGGCCGGAGAACUCCCCAAGGGCUUCGUGGUGCUCAAACCUAAUUGCCACUUGACUGAGGAGGACAUCGUCUCUUAUGUUACAGGGCACGUUGCCAAUUACAAGCGGUUACGUGGAGGUGUCACGAUCAUGGACGCUAUUCCAAAGACGGCGAGCGGCAAGAUUCUCAGGAGGGUACUGCGAACAGUUUCUUUUUCCAAGUCCAGAGAGACCAGGCAGCACAGCAAACUCUAAGACCGCCGUGUGCGCUAAUAAAUCGACAAUUUUGAAUUCUUUUUGAUAGUCUACCACAAGAAAUCGAUAUUUAACUCGGACACAGAUACUGGCGAAUCUAUAUUCUGGAUUGUUCGCUAUUGUAUUGACAAUAAAUGUAUUGCCACGAUUA